Messenger RNA from Melospiza melodia melodia, 5703 nucleotides. RefSeq names its product nuclear FMR1 interacting protein 2 (gene NUFIP2). NCBI's taxonomy places the organism in Eukaryota, Metazoa, Chordata, Aves, Passeriformes, Passerellidae. Gene Ontology annotation, molecular function: RNA binding. The record is from RefSeq and is a predicted model, not a curated record. Gene Ontology annotation, cellular component: nucleoplasm; cytoplasmic stress granule. Bases 44 to 2029 code for a protein of 661 amino acids. The transcript is spliced from 5 exons.
GCAGCGAGCGCCCAGCCCGGCCCGGCCCCGCCAGCCGCCCCCCAUGGAGGAGCAGCCCCACCACCACCAUCACCACCACCACUAUUACUACUACGGGCACCACCACCACCACCCGCAGAGCGCCUACCUGCCGCCGCCCGACGGCCGAGCCCAGCCUAAGCCGCCGCUCCGCCACGAGCACAAGCACGGCGGCCCGCAGCACACGGAGGCGCCGAAGCGGAGACCAGGCUACGGAGAGCUGAAUGGUAACGCAGGAGAGCGAGAAGCGUCCCUGAAGGGCCUGUGCUCUGAUGAAGCCGCCGCCCCAGGAUCCAGGGUCCCCAAUGGCAGCCAGCAGCUCGUAGAUCCUAAUGCCAUCCCAAAGCAGACUGUGAAGGCCGGUGCUUUGGGGAAAGCUGGAAUCAAAACCAAGAACUUCAUUCAGAAAAAUAGCAUGGACAAAAAGAAUGAGAAGUCUUACGAGAACAAACACAGAGAGAACCAGUCCUCAGACAAGCCAGAGGGAGUGUCUAUUCCAAACGGCGUGGUGACCAACAAUUCAAGCUACAUCACAAAUGGCUACGUAGGCAAAGGGGCCGACAACGAUGGCAGCGGCUCCGAGAGUGGAUAUACCACACCUAAAAAAAGGAAAGGCAGGCGCAACAGUGCCAAGGGUUGUGAGAACUUGAAUCUAGUACAGGACAAAAUAAUGCAGCAGGAGGUCAGUGCGCCAACCUUGAAACAGGAACUUGAGAGUUUCAAGCCUGAUUAUAGUGAACAAAAGGGGAACCGAAUUGAAAAUACUAAGCCUGUUUGGAAAUAUGAGGCUGGGGCUGGUGGAGCAGGCAGGGGGAAGCCUGGGCUCGGGGAUGUACCACGGAAAAACUCUGAUGCCAAACCUGGGAUUAGCAGCAAGAAGUUUGAUGACCGGCCCAAAGGGAAGCACGCAUCGUCGGCUACGUCUAAAGAGGACUCAUGGACCUUAUUUAAACCACCCCCAGUUUUUCCAGUGGACAAUAGCAGUGCUAAAAUUGUUCCCAAAAUUAGUUAUGCAAGUAAAGUUAAAGAAAACCUCAACAAAGCAGCUCAAACCCCAUCCACGUCAUCUUCAUCGUCUUCAUCAUCUGCUGGGGAAACUCAGGCCCAGACAUCAUCAAGUCGACUGUCCCAAGUCCCCAUGUCUGCUAUGAAAUCUGUCACUUCUGCCAGCUUCUCCAACGGGCCAAUCCUUGCUGGGACUGAUGGAAGUGUGUAUUCCCCAGGGGCCCAGCCACUGCUCUCCACUGCUGCUAGUACUGUACCAUCGACCUCCUCCUCCGAGUCUGUACCCCAGGACAUGAGUACAACUUCGACAGCCCUCGAACAAAAGAAAUCUGGCCUUUUUAUCUACCCUUCAAAUAUGCAAACUGUGCUCCUGGGGACAGCACAAGUCGAUUUCCCUUCACAGACGAAUCAGCAGAACCUGGGGGAUAUCUUCCAGAAUCAGUGGGGCUUGUCUUUCAUAAACGAGCCCAGUGCUGGACCUGAAACCGUUGUGGGGAAAUCUGCGGAUAAUCAGUUAAUGGAAGUGACAUUUCAAGGGGAAUAUCCUGCCACUUUGGUUUCACAGUGUCCUGAAAUCAUUCCCUCAGGAACUGAACAACCUGUGUUUCCUAAGGCUUAUGAGCUGGAUAAACGGACUAGCCCUCAAAUUCUUAGUGCUGUUCUUAAGCCUGGGACUGCUGUUGAGGGUGGUGUCUUAGCCUUGGAGUCGCAUCACACAGGUGACCUACAAAAGGCAGACACCGGUAGCCAAGGUGCUUUAGUGUUUCUUUCAAAAGACUAUGAAGUAGAGAAUCCUCUGGCCUCUCCUACGAACAAUUUGCUAGCCUCCGCCAAAGAACAGAGGUACCAGAGAGGCCUAGAAAGGAAAGAUAGCUGGGGUUCUUUUGACCUGAGGGCUGCUAUUCUAUAUCACACUAAAGAAAUGGAAGCGGUUUGGAAUUUGCAGAAGCAAGAUCCCAAAAGGAUAAUCACUUAUGAUGAAGCCAUGGAUCGCCCGGAUCAAUGAAGAGUGAAUGCAAGUGAUUAAGGAACACAGACUCAAUUACAAACCCGGUUUCAAAGUUCCUGCUGUCGUCUGCAUGGGCAACAGCAACCCACUGGAGAGGCAUUUCCACUUGACAAGGUUUCUGUUUCUUGUUCUGUGACUGUAGUGACACACUAAUCACAGGGAAAUCAGGAUGAAUCACCAUCCUUCAUCUCCUCUUUCCCUUCCACCUCCCCUGUUUGGUUUCUUUUUUAUUUUUUUUUUUCUGAUUUGUUUUCCAUUGAAUGCUGGAGAAACGCCUUGAAGUUUGCAGAGUUUCUUUUUUUUUUUUCCAGAGAAUUAUAAAUCCGCAUGUUUUGCCAGGAGUAAAGCAGCAAUCCUAUGCUGGUGAUAUUGUCUUAAAAGGAUCAUUCUGCUGAGGGAAAGAUGGUAAUACUGCAGUUCUAGGAUGCAUGGUGAAGUCACACAGUUGACCUGGCUCCUGUUACACGUUGGACUAUUGCAACUGAAGAGUUAUUUCAUUUUAAAAGACAACAUGGAAAAAUAAGCAAUCUGUUUAGGCAUUUAAUAUGGAGAAAAAAAACAACAAAAAAAAACCCCCACUGUUCCCACAGUUUAAUGCCAUUGUAUUACUGGGAGCAAGAAAAAAAAAAAAAAAAAGACAAAAAAAACUAUCUUCUGCUUUCAACUGUAGGUGCUUCAUAUUUGCUCUGUCUGUCUCCUAACACUAAAUGUGCUGGAUUUUUUUCCCAUUUUCAUUGGAAAACUGAAGAGGAAUUGAGUUCUGCUAACUUUCACCCUUCUUGAAUUAUUUUUUCUCUUAAAAAUUUCAAAAUAACAAAAAAAUGAAAAAAGUUAAAAAAAAAACAAAAAAGAAAAAAAUGGGAAUUUGAAUCCUUUUCAAUUUGUCCAUAGAACGCCAGUGGCUGGGCUUCCUGCCCCUUGGAAAUGCUCUUUUAUAUUUUAAUGCAGUCUGUGUAUUUCCGGGCUCUGCUUCUAAUUAUCUCUUAAUAAAAAUAUAUUUUAUUACAAAAAAAAUGGAGGACUUAGGAAUGAAAAUAAUAAUUUAAAAAAAUAAAAAAAAAAUAAUCCCAGGGAAAGGAAAGCUUCCUAGCAGUGGUAGGGAAGGCUGAGCAGAGCGCAGGCUCCAGCUGUGUAACCCCUCUGUCCCAUUGCAGCUUGUGUAAUGUGUCCCAAUCAUCUGGGGGUCGGGUAGUUUUUCUGGGUUUUUUUUAAAAGGUGGAAAGUUCACAGGGUCCAGUGCAAGAGUGAGUAAUGAACAAAGCAGAAAUGGGUUUGUUGGCCAGCCCCAGCUCCCCAUGUACCCAGUGCUCAUCGUGGGUGUUGGUGGCCUAAUCCUGGCUCUCCAAAUCAGCAGCAGUUGGUGUCUCCUAAAAUGAGACUGGACCCUCUGGGGCAUUAGGAGGAAUAGAUAAAUGCAAAAUUUUGGAAUAUCCUUUGUGCUUAGAUUUGCCAUCAGGACAUGGGGCUGCUGUCCAGUCACCAGAGGGUCCCACAGGGCUCCAUCCUCAGCCCAACAUCUCAUUACAGCCUGGGUUCAGGACUCAAAGAGAUACUGAUUUUGCUGACACACUAAACUGUGAGGAACUGUUGACACCCUCUAGGGCAGAGAGCCCACAACAAAUUAGAGCUGGGCAGUCACCAACUGUCUGAAGUUUAACAAGGGUGAGUGUCAGAUGCUGCACCUGGGAUGGCAGCCCUGGAUGGACUGGGAGGCUGGAGAGCAGCACCAUGGAAAGGGAGCUGGGGCUCCUGGUCCGUGGCCCAUUGGAUCUGAGUCAGCAGUGCCCUGGUAGCCAGGGGGCCCAGCAGGACCUGGCCUGCUCUGCUCUGCACUGGUGCAGCCUCACCUCGAGUUCUUGGGCAGUUCUGGGCACCACAACAUGAAAAAGACCCCGAUUAGAGAGCAUCCCAAGGAGGCCAUGGGGAUGGGGAAGGGUCUGGAGGGGAAGCCUCAUGAGAUCACUUGGUUUGUUCAGCUGGAGAAGAGGAGACUGAGGGGAGAACAUCCUCCCGAGGGGCAGCAGGGAGGCAGGUACCAACCUCUUCAUUCGUGACCAGUGAGAGGGAGUAGCCUGAAGCUGAGUCAGGAGAGGGUUAGGUUGGAUAGCAGGAGGAGGUUCUUCACCCAGAGGGUGGUUGAGCACUGGAACAGGCUCCCCAAGGAAGUGGUCACAGCACCAAACUUGUCUGAGUGCAAGAAGAGUUUGGACAAUGCUUUCAGGCACAGGGUGGGAUUCUUGGGGUGUCCUGCACAGGGCCAGCAGUUGGACUCGAUCCUGAUGGGUCUCUUCCAACUCAGAAUAUUCGAUGAUUCUAUUGCUUUCUUUUUUUCUUUUUCUUUUUUUUUCUUUUUUUUUUUUUUUUCAGUAGGAGUAUGUAGCAUGUGUUUUUUUAAAUUGUUUUUAUACUUUUAAUAAGAUUGUUCCUGAAUGAGACACUUGAGUUCACGGUGGGACAAUGAAACUGAAUUCUGUACCUUGUGUAAGAUGCUCGCUUUCUGCCACGCUUAAACAUUUGACUAUGGAUUGCCUACUCCAUUUGAUGUAUCCAGAGCUAUAUAGUAUAAUCCUGAGUGUGAUACUAUAUAGUCAUCAUGUAUUGUAUCAGUCCAGGUUCAGAAAUGUGUGGUUGGCCAGUCGCAAAUAGUUCUGUUUCACCUAUAAACUUGUACCACCUCUGCAGGUGUGUGUAACUUUGAGAUGCAUAACAUGUUUACAGAUGUGCCCAACAUCUAGUCCUCCAACGUUCCUAUUUUUAAUUCUGUUGAGUCUCCCAACUGCUUGCCAAAAGUUGGAAUUGCCUCCAGCUCCCCUGCUGAAGAGCUGGGGCGUUCCUGAGCUUUAAAGUGUUGAACAAACUGGAUAGUGGGGCUGGGAAAAUGAAGGUGGAAGAAAUGUUCUUUUUCCAUUUUUUUUUAUUAUUAUUAUUAUUUUCAAAAAGUUGAAGGCUAAUAGCAAAGUUUCCAGUUUGUUUUACUGGCUUUAAGGCUCUGCUGUGUAUUUAUUUGCCUUGUGUAGUCACUUGUCGCCUUAAGGGCUGGGUUCCAUUAACAAAAAAAAGAAAAAAAAAAAGAAAAAAAUAUAAAACCACCUUGUUUUGCUUCCCUGGGGUCUGUGCUGUCCUGUACCCCUGCCCCAGGUCUGUGCUUGGGGCAGUGCAGGAGUUGAGCAGCACUGACCCUGCGCCUCUAGAGAGGUCUGAGUCUUGCUGAAUAUUUGAGGACUCUCGUGUUGGCCUAGUCCAGUCUGUCACCUGAAUAGUGAAAGAAAUGCUGAGAGGAGCUCGGUUCAGCGAUGGGUUGGGCUGGAUUCCCCCUGAUGCUCAUCUCUGUGGCUUUGCCUCGCCAGCGGGACCCAUCCAGAAACACCCUCGGCAGCGCCUUCUCUGCUGUAUUUCUGCCCAUCCUCUGUUCACAUGUCUGUCUGUCUGUCUGUCUCCGUGAUCUCCACGGCGUGUGCUCAGCUCUAAGCAGUUAGGAAUUCCUCUCUCUGAGCUCCUGUAGCUGCGGCUCCCUGGUGUUUCUGGGAUAGACAAUUGCCUAGAGCCAGGCAGGACCAUGGAAGGAACUUCCUCGUGCUGUCGUGUAACUCACCCUGUCGCUGUCUGCAGUCCUCCCCAAGUCCUCACACAAUUCUUAACUGAGCACUUAUUAAAAAUAUCUUAAGAUUUAA